Molecule: messenger RNA, 1205 nt
Organism: Phaethon lepturus (White-tailed tropicbird)
Lineage: Eukaryota; Metazoa; Chordata; Aves; Phaethontiformes; Phaethontidae
Product: proto-oncogene DBL-like
Exons: 12
Biological process (GO): dendrite development; intracellular signal transduction
Cellular component (GO): cytoplasm
Molecular function (GO): guanyl-nucleotide exchange factor activity
Source: RefSeq, a predicted model, not a curated record
GCGUGGAUUUUAAUUCCAGUUUGAAGUUUUCAUUUGAUCUCUCUCUCCCUGGGAAGAAAACAUCAAGAAAAACUCCAAGUUCUCGCAAGAUCGAAGUAAUGCACGACUAUCAAGAAAAACGGAAUUCCUUGCAGUCUUUUAUUUCAGACAGUGAUGACAACUUAGAUAUACUAAAAGGCCAUGUCAUAAAUGAGCUUAUAGAAACUGAGAGAGUGUACGUAGAGGAACUCUUCACUGUUUUGACGGGCUACAGAGCUGAGAUGGAUAACCCCGCCAUGCUCAUCCUCAUGCCUCCCGUGCUGAGGAACAGGAAGGACAUCCUCUUCGGAAACAUGCCCGAGAUAUACGACUUCCACAACAAAAUUUUCCUGCACAGCCUGGAAAGCUGCCUGGGAGCACCCGAGAGAGUGGGAUUUUGUUUCCUAGACAGGCGGGAGGAUUUCCAGAUGUAUGAGAAAUACUGCCAGAACAAGCCCCGGUCGGAGUCCCUGUGGAGGCAGUGCUCCGAAAGCACCUUCUUCCAGGAAUGCCAAAGAAAAUUAGAGCACAAACUCGGGCUGGAUUCCUAUUUGCUUAAACCAGUGCAGCGCCUGACAAAAUACCAGUUACUUCUGAAGGAGUUGCUAAAGUACAGCACGAGCUGUGAUGGAGUUCAGGAACUUCAAGAAGCUCUGGUUGCAAUGUUGGAUUUGCUAAAGUCAGUCAAUGACUCUAUGCAUCAGAUUUCAAUAACAGGAUAUGAUGGUGACCUGAGCGAACUGGGGAAAGUAUUGAUGCAAGGAUCUUUCAGUGUUUGGACAGGACACCGGAAAGGUCCGACAAAAAUGAAGGAUCUUGCCAGGUUCAAGCCAAUGCAGAGGCAUCUGUUCCUGUAUGAGAAAGCCUUGGUCUUCUGUAAGAAGCGAGAGGAACAUGGAGAUGGAUAUGACAAAACCUCAUCUUACAGUUUUAAGCAUUUUUUGAAAAUGAAUGCAGUUGGAAUAACUGAGAAUGUGAAGGGAGAUCAUCGGAAAUUUGAAAUCUGGUAUAGUGGGCGAGAAGAGGUCUAUGUCGUGCAGGCCCAAACAGUAGAUCUGAAGAUGGCAUGGUUGAAUGAAAUAAGAAAAAUUUUGUUCAGGCAGCAGGAGCUUAUAAAAGUGGAGAAGCAGCAGCCCGGCUCGUGCACGGACCAGCUCCCGCUCUGCUCCCAGCCCAGCGAUGGGUGA